Arabidopsis lyrata subsp. lyrata is the source of this 1787-nucleotide messenger RNA. RefSeq lists its product as uncharacterized. Lineage: Eukaryota; Viridiplantae; Streptophyta; Magnoliopsida; Brassicales; Brassicaceae. The record is from RefSeq and is a predicted model, not a curated record. The transcript is spliced from 2 exons. Bases 341 to 1537 code for a protein of 398 amino acids.
UUAUUUAAAAAAGUUGAGUUCGCCCUAAUUUCUUUUCUCCCAGGCACGCUUUCCAAAGCCGUCGUUCAGCUUCUCCGAUUACUUUUUCCUUCUUCCGGUUGCCGCUUUUCUCUCCCGUUCUUGUCUUCCUCCGAGUUCCUCCUCUGCUCGGUGUGCGUCGCGCCUUUCUCCGGUCUUUGGCCGUGAGCGAAGGCCGACGGAAGCUUACUUGUUCUCGCUGAUUUCUCUUCGUGCUCUCCGUCUUUUUUUUUUCGUUUUUUCGUCUCCGUUUCUAGUGCUUCCUCAGUCUCAGUCUCGUGUGUUGAAGAUCUAGAUUCUCACCUCCGAUUAGCUCUUUGCCAUGGCAGCCACCGCUGCCUCAGCCACCGCCGGAGCUCUUCCACCGGAACAAACGGAGCCGCCAGAUCGCCUUCCCUCCGUUGUCUCUCAGUCCUUGUCUUUAAUUCUGGAGCUCAUCUUCAGAGCGAUUGGCUCUCCCGUCUCGCUCUUCUCUACCGGAUCUGGCCUCUCGUCGUCAGUGAGUCUUCCUCUCCUCCUUGCAAGGUCGUUCAUUACCGUUAGAUCUCUGUUUCCCGGUGGUUCUCCUUUUGCAGUUUGGGUUGUAGAUCUUGAAGUUCGCUUCUGGCCAACCAUUGCCACGACCACUUUUCUCAUGACUGCUUGUUUAUUCUCUGACACAUCCAUCUCUCCUCCUCACCCGAUUCCCCAGGUUCACUCUUCCUCUCCACCUUCUGAUUCUUCUACCUUGGAACGUCAUCAGAUUUUGGUGGAAUUAGUGGCUCGGGUAUUGUGGAAUGCUGGUUUAGAACUUUCGUUGGCUCUUGUUGCCUUUGGUUCUACAUUUGUGCUCUCUUGUGGCAUUCAUAUCGCUUUAAUGCGAUCCUUUACUACAGUAUGCAGAUUUUGUUUUGAUAUCGCUAUGUCAAUGUUUGCUUUGAUGGCGUUUUCUAUCCUUUGUUGGCAACUUGGAAAGAGAACUCCUUUUAUUUGCAACUUUCUAGUGAAUAUGGUUCAUUUGGACUUCCAUAGUCCUCAUUUCUUCUUGAAGGAGUUUACUAUCCUCCCAAAUACUUCACUUUUGUUUAGUGGUAUUGUUAUAGGGAGCUUUGUGUUGAAGACCUUUUUAUUUGGAGUUGAAGCGAGGAUGUCAAUCUUCCCUCAUUUGGACUCAACGAGGUUAGUUAUUGAAGUUGGUUUGCUCUUGGAUUGGGAUUUGACUCUCUCGGAUCACUUUAAUAGUGACUCCGUUUUACCUUGUAUUGAGGUCCCUGUUAGACUUGUUCUAAUAUGGUAUGUUACUAAGGGCUUUGUCCCGAUCUCUAGCAUUGGCAAUUAUGUUUUUGUCGAUGUAAUUUGGGAAGUGCAGUCUCUGUUUAGGGCUAUGCUUCCUCAUUUUGGCACCCAUUGCCUCUUUGUUUUCCCAAAAGUCCCUCUUAUUUGGAGUGGUUUGGACAAUCAAGCGUUUCCGGUAUUGCAAGGAUCUUCCUCCCGGUUGUUAGCUUCCUCUGCCCUUGUUGCGGAGCUUGUAACCCUUUAGGUUACACUGGAUGCAGUCUCUCAUGAAGUCUUUUGGAUCGUCAUGUUUCCAUCUCGCUUGGCUUCUUUUGUAAAGCUGUGUCUUGCAUUUAUCCUUAGUGUAUCUUCUUGUGGAGUAUUUCUAGGCACUUCUUGCCUUGUUAUCUUGUAUUUCCCUUUUUUUGGGUUGUAAUUCCUCCUCUUCUGAGUGAGUUUGAGACUUAAUUUCAAUCAAAAUUAUCAGUUUGACCAAAAAAAAAAAAUAACUAAUA